This is a messenger RNA of Scheffersomyces amazonensis, 6420 nucleotides long. Its product is annotated as Hyphally regulated cell wall protein N-terminal-domain-containing protein. The coding region runs from base 1 to 6228 and encodes 2075 amino acids. The record is from RefSeq and is a predicted model, not a curated record. The transcript has 2 exons. Lineage: Eukaryota; Fungi; Ascomycota; Pichiomycetes; Serinales; Debaryomycetaceae.
AUGGAGGAUAUGAAAACAUCUGGAAUUAAUUCUGGAAUUGAUUCUCUAGUGCUCGCCUUGGCACAAGAUGUCACUCAAGAUACAGUUGACUACGGUACUUUUGAUAUCGGAGUGGGUGACCUUGAUAUUAGUCCUGAUGUGUAUUAUUCCAUUAUCAAUAACGCCGAUACUACUAUUUCCGGUAGUGUUAAUGUAGGUAACUCGGGAGGGUUCUACAUCAGUAGUGUCUCAAAUCUCAUUGGAUUAAAUGUUGAAAUAACUGGUGAUACUUUUGUGAACGAUGGUACUACAUCUUUCAAUUCUGUUGCUUCCCUUAUCGCUAGUACUUAUAUUCUUACUGAUACGGGAGGUUUCACGAACAAUGGUAACUUCUAUAUGGGAUCCAAUGGUGCUCUUGGAGUUGGUACUUUCACCAUUAAUGCCCCAACUAUUACAAAUAAUGGUUUAAUGGUUUUCUAUCAAACUCAAAAUAACGGUGGUCAUGUCACCUUAGGUGGAGAAAACUUGGUAACUGGAGGUAUUACUAACAAUGGACAGAUUUGUUUAUACAACGAACUUUAUGAGCAACUCUCGGGUAUCGGAGGUACUGGAUGCAUUACAGCCCAAUCAAAUUCUACUGUCUACGUUUCUGAUCCUUUCGCUAACAUAACUGGCCAAACUGUCUAUUUAGCUGAUUCUCAAUCAUCUGUUAUUGCCAAUCCUCUUUUGGCAGGAAAGCCAAUUAAUGUUGCUGGUUUUGGUAAUGGAAAUAUGAUUGCUUUGAGUACAACCUUAGUUCCUAACGUCCUCGGAGUUACUAAACCAUUCUCCUAUGAUGCAAGUACUGGACAAUUGACACUUUAUGCUGCAACAGGGUCUCAGGUUUUUAACAUAGGUACUGGAUAUAACGCCAAUGAUUUCUCAGUAACAACUGAUUGGGAUGCCGUUCAAGAUGGGGUGAUAUUACCCUUUAAUGCUGUGACUUAUAGUGGUCCCGUUCCUACUGGUACUGGUUCUACUUCUUCAUCAGGUUGUGCAUUAUGUGAUUCUCUUCCAGCUAUUCCUGGUAUCAGUGGAUCCGAUUACACGACUACCGUCACCAGCUCAGAAGAUGGCCAAGUCUGUACUGAUGUUGAAGAAAUUGCAGUCACAUCUGAUGCUCUGGGUAAUUUCUACAACACAACAAUUCUUUUGUCAGCUUACUGUGCUACAUCAUCUUCUAGUGAAGCAUCAUCUUCUAGUGAAGCAUCAUCUUCUAGUGAAGCAUCAUCUUCUAGUGAAGCAUCAUCUUCUAGUGAAGCAUCAUCUUCUAGUGAAGCAUCAUCUUCUAGUGAAGCAUCAUCUUCUAGUGAAGCAUCAUCUUCUAGUGAAGCAUCAUCUUCUAGUGAAGCAUCAUCUUCUAGUGAAGCAUCAUCUUCUAGUGAAGCAUCAUCUUCUAGUGAAGCAUCAUCUUCUAGUGAAGCAUCAUCUUCUAGUGAAGCAUCAUCUUCUAGUGAAGCAUCAUCUUCUAGUGAAGCAUCAUCUUCUAGUGAAGCAUCAUCUUCUAGUGAAGCAUCAUCUUCUAGUGAAGCAUCAUCUUCUAGUGAAGCAUCAUCUUCUAGUGAAGCAUCAUCUUCUAGUGAAGCAUCAUCUUCUAGUGAAGCAUCAUCUUCUAGUGAAGCAUCAUCUUCUAGUGAAGCAUCAUCUUCUAGUGAAGCAUCAUCUUCUAGUGAAGCAUCAUCUUCCAGUGAAGCAUCAUCUUCCAGUGAAGCAUCAUCUUCCAGUGCUUCGGAUGAGGAUACCACUUACACCACCACUUUCACCACCACUGAAUCCGAUGGAUUUGUUGCUACAGACUCCGGAGUUGUUGUUGUUAGUACCGAUUCUAAUGGUAGUGCUUCUACUUCUACUUCGUUGUUCCCAACUGAAAGUGAUCCAUUUACUUCUUACACCACCACUUUCACCACCACCGAAUCCGAUGGAUCUGUUGAUACAGAUUCGGGAGUUGUUGUUGUCACCACCAACAGUGCCGGAUCAUUAACUUCAGAAACCUCAUUAUUCCCAACUGGAAGCGAUGUUGAUACUACUUACACUACUACUUUCACCACCACUGAAUCCGAUGGAUUUGUUGCUACAGACUCCGGAGUUGUUGUUGUCAGUACCGAUUCUAACGGUAGUGCUUCUACUUCUACUUCGUUGUUCCCAACUGAAAGUGAUCCAUUUACUUCUUACACCACCACUUUCACCACCACCGAAUCCGAUGGAUCUGUUGAUACAGAUUCGGGAGUUGUUGUUGUCACCACCAACAGUGCCGGAUCAUUAACUUCAGAAACCUCAUUAUUCCCAACUGGAAGCGAUGUUGAUACUACUUACACUACUACUUUCACCACCACUGAAUCCGAUGGAUUUGUUGCUACAGACUCCGGAGUUGUUGUUGUUAGUACCGAUUCUAAUGGUAGUGCUUCUACUUCUACUUCGUUGUUCCCAACUGAAAGUGAUCCAUUUACUUCUUACACCACCACUUUCACCACCACCGAGUCAGAUGGAUUUGUUGCUACAGACUCUGGAGUUGUUGUUGUCACCACCAACAGUGCCGGAUCAUUAACUUCAGAAACUUCAUUAUUCCCAACUGAAAGUGAUCCAUUUACUUCUUACACCACCACUUUCACCACCACUAAUUCAGAUGGAUCUGUAUCUACUGACACUGGUGUUGUCGUCGUCACUACCAACUCUGCCGGUAGUUUGACUAGUGAAACUUCUGUUAUCACCAAUGCUGAUACUACUUACACUACUACUUUCACCACCACUGAAUCCGAUGGAUUUGUUGCUACAGACUCCGGAGUUGUUGUUGUUAGUACCGAUUCUAACGGUAGUGCUUCUACUUCUACUUCGUUGUUCCCAACUGAAAGUGAUCCAUUUACUUCUUACACCACCACUUUCACUACCACUGAGUCCGAUGGUUUCGUAGCCACUGAUUCAGGUAUUGUCGUUGUUACUGGUUAUCAAAAUUCUCAAAUUUACACUUCCACUUCAUUAUUCCCAACUGAGAGUGAUCCAUUCACUAGUUAUUUGACUACAUUUACCACAACCAAUUCAGAUGGAUCUGUCUCUACUGACACGGGUGUUGUUGUUGUCACCACCAAUUCUGCUGGUAGCUUGACUAGUGAAACUUCCAUUGUAACUGAUCCUGAUACUACUUACACCACCACUUUCACCACCACUGAAUCCGAUGGAUUUGUUGCUACAGACUCCGGAGUUGUUGUUGUCAGUACCGAUUCUAACGGUAGUGCUUCUACUUCUACUUCGUUGUUCCCAACUGAAAGUGAUCCAUUUACCUCUUACACUACUACUUUCACCACCACCGAGUCAGAUGGAUUUGUUGCUACAGACUCUGGAGUUGUUGUUGUCACCACCAACAGUGCUGGAUCAUUAACUUCAGAAACUUCAUUAUUCCCAACUGAAAGCGAUCCAUUCACUAGUUAUUUGACUACAUUUACCACAACCAAUUCAGAUGGAUCUGUCUCUACUGACACGGGUGUUGUUGUUGUCACCACCAAUUCUGCUGGUAGCUUGACUAGUGAAACUUCCAUUGUAACUGAUCCUGAUACUACUUACACCACCACUUUCACCACCACUGAAUCCGAUGGAUUUGUUGCUACAGACUCCGGAGUUGUUGUUGUCAGUACCGAUUCUAACGGUAGUGCUUCUACUUCUACUUCGUUGUUCCCAACUGAAAGUGAUCCAUUUACCUCUUACACUACUACUUUCACCACCACCGAGUCAGAUGGAUUUGUUGCUACAGACUCUGGAGUUGUUGUUGUCACCACCAAUAGUGCUGGAUCAUUAACUUCAGAAACUUCAUUAUUCCCAACUGAAAGCGAUCCAUUCACUAGUUAUUUGACUACAUUUACCACAACCAAUUCAGAUGGAUCUGUCUCUACUGACACGGGUGUUGUUGUUGUCACCACCAAUUCUGCUGGUAGCUUGACUAGUGAAACUUCCAUUGUAACUGAUCCUGAUACUACUUACACCACCACUUUCACCACCACUGAAUCCGAUGGAUUUGUUGCUACAGACUCCGGAGUUGUUGUUGUCAGUACCGAUUCUAACGGUAGUGCUUCUACUUCUACUUCGUUGUUCCCAACUGAAAGUGAUCCAUUUACUUCUUACAGUACCACUUUCACCACCACCGAAUCCGAUGGAUUUGUUGCUACAGAUUCCGGAGUUGUUGUUGUUACUAGUAAUAGAGCUGGAUCAUUAACUACAGAAACUUCAUUAUUCCCAACUGAAAGUGAUCCAUUUACUUCUUACACCACCACUUUCACCACCACCAAUUCAGAUGGAUCUGUAUCUACUGACACUGGUGUUGUUGUUGUUACCACUAAUUCUGCUGGUAGUUUGACUAGUGAAACAUCAUUAUUGACUAGUAUUGCUGCUACUGAUUAUACCACUACUUUCUUAUCUACUGAGUCAGAUGGUCAAGUUGAUACUGACACUGGAGUGGUUAUUGUUACCACCAAUUCUGAUGGCCAAUGGUACACAACUACCUCUUUGAUUGAAUCGCCAACUGAAUACACCACUACAUUCUUAUCUACUGAAACCGAUGGAAAAGUUGAUACCGAUACUGGUGUUGUCAUAAUCUCCACUAACUCUGAUGGCCAAUGGUACACCACUACAUCAUUGUUGGGAGCUACUGAAUAUACCACCACCUUCUUAUCAACUGAGACUAACGGACAAGUUGAUACUGAUACUGGUGUCGUCAUAAUCUCCACUAACUCAGAAGGUGAAUGGUACACCACUACAUCUUUAAUCGGUGGAGUUGUUUGUAAGAGAGAUGGUACCGGUUGUACUACUAAUCUGUUUACUGAGUAUACUACAACCUUUGUAUCAACUGAACCAGAUGGAAAAGUUGAUACUGAUACUGGAGUUGUUAUCGUCACCACCAAUGCCGCUGGAAGUCUUUACACUACUACAUCAUUAUUAGGAGCUACUGAAUACACUACUACUUUUACUACAACUGAACCAAAUGGUGUUGUUGAAACUGAUACCGGUGUGGUUAUAAUCUCAACUAACUCUGAAGGUGAAUGGUACACUACUACUUCUUUGAUUGAAUCGCCAACUGAAUACACUACUACAUUCUUAUCAACUGAGUCUAAUGGAAAAGUUGAUACUGAUACUGGUGUAGUCAUCGUCACCACCAAUUCUAAUGGUGAAUGGUACACUACUACAUCCUUACUUGAGUCACCAACUGAAUACACCACUACAUUUACUACAACCGAACCAAAUGGUGUUGUUGAAACUGAUACCGGUGUUGUUAUAAUCUCCACUAACUCCGCUGGUCAAUGGUACACGUCGACAUCAUUAUUAGGUGCUAGUGAAUACUUAACUACCUUUACUAGUACACUUCCAAAUGGUGUUGUUACUACUGAAACAGGUGAAGUUAUUGUCUCUACGAAUUCAGAAGGUGAAUGGUAUACCACUACAUCCAUUAUAGAAAAAUGUUCUUGUUCUGAAUUCACUACAACUAUUGUCACCACUAACACUGUUGGUGUGCCAUGUACUGAAACUGGUGUAUUAAUUGUCACUACUAAUGCAGCAGGUGAGACUUAUACUACUACUUCAUUGCUUGGAACUCAAUCAGGUCCAGUUAUUUACACUACUACUAUUGUAACUACGGAUACUGUUGGUGUUCCAUGUACUGAAACUGGUGUUGUUGUUGUUACUACUAAUGCAGCAGGUGAAACUUACACUAGUACUUCUAUCUAUGGUACUCCAGUUUACACCACCACUAUUGUUACUACUGAUACUGUUGGUGUUCCAUGUACUGAAACUGGUGUUGUUGUUGUUGGUACUAAUGCUGCUGGUGAAUCAUAUACUAGUACUAGUAUUGUUUCUAGUGCUUCACAAAGCAUUUUAUCUUCUUAUACCACUACUAUUGUUAGUACUAAUGCUGCUGGUGUACCUGUCACUGAUACUGCCGCUGUUAUCGUUGCAAGUAGCUCUGAAGGUGGAGUAUACACUUCUACUUCAAUCAUUGGUGCCGAGUCUACUGGUGAAGCUAGCGUUCCAGGAGCUACUGAAGCUGCUCCAGCUGUUGGUACAACCACCGCCGCUACUCCUGUUGCUGCUAAUACUGUGGCCGCUGAAUCAACUACUAGUUCCGCUACUUCGGCUCCAACUGCUCCAGUUGCUGAGGGAGCCUCUUCGAGAAGUCAAGUUUCAAUUAUUAUGACUUUGAUUUCUACAUUUGUUGUCAUAAUGUUCAUUUAGUUAGGUUGAUUUUGAUUAGCAUUCUCAUUCCUUUUGCUUUCGUCCUUAAUUAUUUAUUUUCUAUUCAGUUCAUACCCAUGUUUUCAAUUCUUGUUACAAUUUUGCUUUUUUUUUUAAAUUUCAAUCAUUUGGAUUUAACUUCUUUUUUUUCGUUAACUAGUCGUUUUAAUUAUUUCUGUAUAAAAGACUCCU